AUGGAUAAUGGUGAAUGGGAUCUCAUGGCCAUUGUGCACAGCUGCAAAGCUACCACCUUUACUAAUCCUCCUAGCACUUUUGAAACUUCACCACCUAAAACCCCAAUUACCACCACCACCACCACCACCACCACCAAUAACGGUAUUUUCACUCAAAACACUAUACCGUCUUACUUUAACGAUUUUACCGUUAUCCAAGAAAAUCACCCAGUCCCUGUUACUCCACUGAAAUCGACUGAUUUCAUAGAUCUGGAGAAGUUGAAGAUCAAUUUCAAUCACAACAACACUCUCGACAUCCCUACAACAAUUAGCCCUAACCCCACCACUUCUUCCCUCAUAUCUACCACCACUACUCCCACCUCGUCAACUACCAUCAUCCCCACCUACAUCACAGCUGCUCCUUUUGAAAGUGUGUACAACCAUCAACUAAUUCCACAACAACCUCUGAGACAACACAAUCAACUACCAAUUCUACAACCCCAAACCCCAAUCACCACCAAUAACAUUAUACGCCCACAAAACACCACACCAUCUUACUUUAACGAUUUUACCGUUAUCCAAGAAAAUAAUUCAGUCCCUAUUUCCCCGUUUAAACAAACCAACUAUAUAGAUCUAGAGAAGUUUAGAUUCAAUUUCAAUCCUCUCCAAAUCCCAACACUUAACCCUAACUCAACCACCAUCACGACCCCCACCAUAAUAACUACCCCCACCACCUCUAUCCCAACCCUCAUUCCCACCACCAACAUCUUUUCCCCCAACUCUGCCAUCACUAUUCCUGCCUCGUCUACUACCACCCUCCUCACCCAUAUCCCGACUUCUCAUUUUGACCGUGCAUACAAUCAUCCAUCAGUUCCACAACAACUCCCAAGACAUCACAAUCAACUGCCAAAUCUACAACCUGAAACUAGUUCUAGGGUUUUGCCAAAUAUAAAUCCACAACAACCAAAAUGCAAAUCAAGAAAAAGGUAA
This is a messenger RNA of Trifolium pratense (red clover), 969 nucleotides long. RefSeq names its product mucin-2-like. The transcript has a single exon. NCBI's taxonomy places the organism in Eukaryota, Viridiplantae, Streptophyta, Magnoliopsida, Fabales, Fabaceae. The record is from RefSeq and is a predicted model, not a curated record. Bases 1 to 969 code for a protein of 322 amino acids.